This is a messenger RNA of Brassicogethes aeneus, 612 nucleotides long. Lineage: Eukaryota; Metazoa; Arthropoda; Insecta; Coleoptera; Nitidulidae. The record is from the annotation of a GenBank genome assembly.
AUGCCAAAGGAGGCUUUAGACCUCUUAGUUCCUCCCACACUCACUGACUGUCAUUGUGAUGAUGACGAUGAGGCUUACGAAGAUGAAGACCCAUUGCUUUUUGAUUUUGACAACUUUGUAGACCCAAGAUGGAAAAAACAUAGAGGCGUUGAACAAAGAAAUACUGGAUUAAAAUGGUUAAGAAACAACUUAAACAGCAAUAAUAAAGGCGUUGUCUAUUUUAUGGAUGACGAUAACACAUACAGUAUUAAACUUUUUGCAGAGAUUGACAAAGUUAAAAAAGUUGGAGUGUGGCCAGUCGGACUGGUAGGUGGAUUAAAUGUUGAGACGCCUAUAUUAGAUGAGACUGGCGUGAAAAUCUUAAAUGCUAAGGACAUUAUAUGCUGUGAAAUGAUUGUAAAUCCAACUCAAAACAUUUCACCAGAUAAUAUGCUCAAAAUCUUAGGUGAUGAUGAACUAGAGGCCAAUGCAAAGGCUAACACUGACAAGAUUCAAUUGGAUAGCGCUCCUCUUUUAAUUGAGAUCUAUUAUCUUACGGAGAUAAUAAAACAAAAAGAUAUUAUUAUCGAAAACCAACAAGUUACAAUUAGUUCGUUGAAAGAGCAGAUUUAA